AAGGUCCUUCCCAGCGAGUCGUUCCACAAGCGCAUCUAACUAAGCUAUCCUAUGAUGAUAUCAUAAAUAUUCUUGAUCCAUUAAUUGGUGAACCACCAGACCCACUUCGUAAAUCAAUAGUCAAUGUUCCGGACGGCCUUGCAAACAUUUCGACUUAUCUGAAGUUUGUAGACCGUGAAAAAGAUGUCAUUCAAUUAAUGAAGAAUAUGGAAGAUUUGUAUCGCCUCAUUAAAAAUCGCAACAACUAUUCAGAAUCCAAAAAGGAAAUAAGAUUCCCUACGGCUGUGGGGACGCCUGGAAAAGGAAAAACUACAUUUGCUCGGCGAGCAUAUGAAAAAUCAGGCAUUUAUUCUGGUGUUAUCAGUUCUGAUGUUAUGGAUGCGGUGGAAGAAUGUCAAGAAGCAGGUCGGACUUUCCGAGUCGUAUGUAAUGAUUUUUCAGUAGCAAUGCAUCCAAAUAUUGAGCAUGAGUCGCUUUUUGGAAAAGUUUUGCUAUAUGAAGCCUUGAAAUAUCGGUUGAAAAGUUUCACUCAUAAUAUGUUAAUCAACAUGUUGGAAGGAAAUAUUAACCUUGAAGAUAUUCUUAAAGUAAUUCUACAUUAUAUCCCAUGUCUGGAUGAGCAGAUUGAAUAUCCUCUCUUUAUUAUCAACAUCGAUGAAACAAAUGAGCUAUUUGAUUCAGGACAAGGUGGUCUCUGGCUUCGGGAAGUUCUUAGGUCUCUUUCAAGGGUCAUCACGAAUAAUGCAAAUAGGUAUUUUCUCUUUGUCGUCCUAUCAGGAACCCAUGCGAGUGAUCUGUUUGAAGCAGUUAAGUCAAGCAAUGCGAAAAUCGAAGAUAUAUCUUUACCACUACUAAAGUUCGAGCACGCUGAAGAGGUUUUGCUUGAGUUAGCCAACCGGGGGGUGGUUGAUGAAGCUAAAAG
Molecule: messenger RNA, 922 nt
Organism: Acaulospora morrowiae
Lineage: Eukaryota; Fungi; Glomeromycota; Glomeromycetes; Diversisporales; Acaulosporaceae
Source: the annotation of a GenBank genome assembly